GAUCUCGCCUCCAGCUCAUCUUCAGAUAUGAGGAAGAAACUAAAGUUAGAUGAUUCUAUGGUAGAUGAAGAGGUGGCGGGUGAUAGUCUUCCUUCACAUGCUGAGAAGGAGAAAUUUUUUCACAAUGCUAUGGCCGAGUGGUUCAUUGCUGAUGGGAUUACUCCUAAUAUUAUCAAUAGGAACCCCACGUGUGCCAAGUUUUUCAACUGCCUAAAACCGGAAUUUCCUCCUAGCGUUACUGAAGUCAAAAAGGAGGUUCUUGAGAUACACAAAGAAUGUAAAGAGAAGGCUAAGAGAUUUCUCAAGGGUUUUGAAGGGCAAUUAUCCCUCUCUUAUGAAUGGAUGGUUCUUAGCGAUAAAUGGUCCAAGGAUUACCUUAUAGACCCUAUCUUGCAUCAGGAUUUCGUCUGUCUGGCUGCUCAUUUCAUUGAUGACAACUGGGAGAUGAAGAAAUGGAUAUUGGGGUACACUACUGACCGGGAUGUACCUUUGGAAGUUGUUAGGGCGACCGUUCAGGAUUUCGAGAUUGAGAGCAAAGUCUCUACUCUUCUGUUGCCUACCUACUUUGAUCUUGAUGAAGUGCCUUUAGCUCCUUUCAGGAAAUGGAUUGAAGAGAGAGGGAGUAAUCAGAUCAACCCACGGGUUUCUUUCCUCUAUUGUUGCGCUGACCUUUUCCGGUUAAUGGUUGAUGAUGUUUAUAGUUGCUUAAGCGAGUCUUUGCUAGAGGAUGUGAGUUUGUUGGUUGGAUGUGGACCACUGUCACAUAUCAAUUGGAACAUCACUUUGUCUAAGCUACAACGAGCUGUAGAUAUGAAAUCUGAGGAUGAAUUCUCAAAGGACGAGGAUUACGAUGAGUUUGACAAACCAUCUGAUGAAGAUUGGUUUAAGAUUGAAACCUUUUGCAAACUCACUGGUUGCAUAUAUAAAGUGUCAAUAGAGCUUUUCAAGGGAGAUUAUUUGACAUGUAACGUCUUCUUCCACCUACUUUCUGAACUUAAAGUAAUGCUGAACCAAGAGCUCGCGAGUGCUGAUAAUGACUACUUCAUCGGCAAAGCUAAGCAGAUAUUGAAGAGGUUUGAUAGGUACUGGAAAAAGAUGUACCUGGUUUUGGCAACUGCUUCUGUAUUAGAUCCUCGGUUCAAGAUGAAGUACCUCGACUUUUACUGCUCAAAGAAGGAAGUUAAUGUUGAAGGUUCAAAAGCUGAAACUGUUUUGGACUAUUUACGCAAUCUAUAUGCUCGCUAUGCAGCUAACGAUACCUAUCAAAAACCAAUAUGCUUUGUUGCUCCAAUUGAUGAAGAAGAAGAAGAACAAGAUUACGGAUCUCCAAGAGAGCUUCAAGAAUCAGAGAUUGAUUCCUACCUCAAAGAACCGGUUAUAGAGUGGAACAAAGACUUCAAAACACUGGAAUGGUGGAGACAAGAAGGCAAAAAGUAUCCAAUACUCUCCCGAGUAGCACGUGACAUUCUCUCCAUUACAAUCUCGCGUGCCGUAUCGCAGGAUGCCUAUGUUCCAGACAAUCGAGAGCCUCCUGAUUUUGUUCUUUCUUUGGAACCCAAAAUUACUAACGCCAUGAUGUGCAGCAAAAACUGGUUAGGCCUUUGA
Capsella rubella is the source of this 1605-nucleotide messenger RNA. RefSeq names its product zinc finger BED domain-containing protein RICESLEEPER 2. Bases 28 to 1605 code for a protein of 525 amino acids. Gene Ontology annotation, molecular function: DNA binding; protein dimerization activity. The transcript is spliced from 3 exons. The record is from RefSeq and is a predicted model, not a curated record. Lineage: Eukaryota; Viridiplantae; Streptophyta; Magnoliopsida; Brassicales; Brassicaceae.